Molecule: messenger RNA, 1423 nt
Organism: Perca fluviatilis (European perch)
Lineage: Eukaryota; Metazoa; Chordata; Actinopteri; Perciformes; Percidae
Product: myosin regulatory light chain 2, skeletal muscle isoform-like
Exons: 6
Coding region: 99-632 (177 amino acids)
Biological process (GO): skeletal muscle tissue development
Cellular component (GO): cytoplasm
Molecular function (GO): calcium ion binding
Source: RefSeq, a predicted model, not a curated record
GUAUAUAAGACCCCUGGGGUCCGAUGCAUACAUGUCAGUCACAUCGGCUUGGCGUAGGCUUCUCUUCUUGACCAACAACAACCCCAAAAACUUGAGAGAUGGCACCCAAGAAAGCCAAGAGGAGGCAGCAGCAGGGUGAGGGUGGUUCCUCCAACGUGUUCUCCAUGUUUGAGCAGAGCCAGAUCCAGGAGUACAAGGAGGCUUUCACAAUCAUUGACCAGAACAGAGAUGGCAUCAUCAGCAAGGAUGACCUCAGGGAUGUGCUGGCCACCAUGGGCCAACUGAAUGUGAAGAAUGAGGAGCUGGAGGCCAUGGUGAAGGAGGCCAGCGGCCCCAUUAACUUCACCGUCUUCCUGACCAUGUUCGGCGAGAAGCUGAAGGGUGCUGACCCCGAGGAGCGUUAUGCGCUUAGUUUUGCUGGGAUGAUCUUAAAUCUAGAUGGACCAUCUGAGAUUCAUUUUUCUCCAUUUUCCCUCUCCAGCCUUGAGGAGCUCCUGACCACCCAGUGCGACAGGUUCACCGCUGAGGAGAUGACCAACCUGUGGGCUGCUUUCCCCCCUGAUGUGGCUGGCAACGUGGACUACAAGAACAUCUGCUACGUCAUCACACACGGAGAGGAAAAGGAGGAGUAAAAUCCACCUCUCUCAAUAUCUACCUCCGUUCAAACCUGUGCUUGACCCACCAUCUACUCACUCCCCUCCUCUCCGACGACGUGGCUUCCUUGCACGCUUACGUGCCCCCGCGGCCCACUCUUUCCACUUGCCAGCUCACUACGAAAAGACUUGUGUCCUUUAUCGAGAUACUCAGUGAGAGGACUGAAGGCUGUAGGGGUUGUUUGUGUGUGAGUACCAACAGGGGGACAUGGGAUUAUUUUCAAUAAAAAAUAAUCUUGUGGCACUGAAACACUCUCUCCAUCUCUGUCCCUGCCUCUUGUUCCUGCUUCUUUUCCCCCCAUCGUUCAUUCUGUCCUGUGUUGAGGCCAGCAGUGCAUGCAUCUGAAAGCUACAUGCAGUGUGUACGGUCUGUUAGUCUCAACCUUACACAGAUUGUUUCAUGGAUUUGUCUCUUUGUUUGUAAUAGAGAGGAGUGAACACUAAAAGAGUGGGAGUACUGUACUAUAAUAGUUUGCCUACCCCCCCUCUUUUUAAUCUGUCUCUCCCUCUCUUAAACACAGGUAUGAAAGGAAAAGUUGCAGUGAAAAAAAAUAGAGAAGCAUGAUUUUCUUUAAAGAAGAUAAUCUUGUAAAUAGAGAAGGAGAUGGUGAAAGAUAGUGAGCGGGAGGCAGGAAAGAAGUUAACAAAAGUAAAACGUCUUUGUUUUUUUACUCUUCUCCCUCCCUCUCACUGCUGUUUCUCUCCUGUUGUUGUGAUCGCUUCUGUAACAAAUAAAGAAGUACAAAUAAAAUCCACUAUCUUUCGUAUGA